Euleptes europaea (tarantolino) is the source of this 3937-nucleotide messenger RNA. It is a transcript of the gene ZNF516, whose product is annotated as zinc finger protein 516. The transcript is spliced from 4 exons. The coding region runs from base 31 to 3642 and encodes 1203 amino acids. Gene Ontology annotation, molecular function: RNA polymerase II cis-regulatory region sequence-specific DNA binding; DNA-binding transcription factor activity, RNA polymerase II-specific. Gene Ontology annotation, cellular component: nucleus. Lineage: Eukaryota; Metazoa; Chordata; Lepidosauria; Squamata; Sphaerodactylidae. The record is from RefSeq and is a predicted model, not a curated record. Gene Ontology annotation, biological process: regulation of DNA-templated transcription.
GUCCCUUUCACUAAUGUUGCUGUAGUACCGAUGGAUUGUAGCACAGAUGCCAGCAUGGAACUGCGAAGAGCCUCUAGUCCUCACAAGAUGAACAAGAGCGAUAUGGAUGCAGACAAGUCCGUGUUGCACAGCUGCUGCAUAUGCGGCAAAAGUUUUCCUUUCCAGAGCUCCCUGUCACAGCACAUGAGGAAACACACAGGGGAGAAACCGUACAAGUGCCCUUACUGCGACCACAGAGCUUCUCAAAAGGGCAAUUUGAAGAUACACAUCCGGAGUCACAGGACAGGCACUAUUAGUCAGGGCCACGAGGCGGAGGCGGGAGGAGAGGCGCAACUGGGAGAGAUGCGAGUCUCAGAAGGUCUCGACGGUUGCACCAGCCCUACCAAAAGCACCUCUGCCUGCAACAAGAUCUUGAAUGGUGCAGCUCCGACGGAAGGUGGCAAGAUCUUGCUUCGGAGCAGCAGGAAAGAGACGGUGGCAGAAGCACCCUCUGGGGAAGAUGUUAAGCUGUGUCCUGCCCAGUGCACCUUCUGCAAAAACAAAUUUGAAGGGAAGAAAGAAUUGGAACAGCACAUUCAUCAGAUCCACAAACCUUUCAAAUGUAAGCUGUGCAAUUAUAUGACGUUGAGAGAGGAAACGCUGUUAAACCACAUCGAGAGAGACCACAUUACCACUCAGAUCCCAAACGGGGAAACUUGUGCUGAGAACGGCAAGAGUGAGUCAAGUGGAGGGGAGUUUCCUUGCGAAGUCUGUGGACAGGCCUUUACUCAGACUUGGUUCCUCAAAGCUCACAUGAAAAAGCAUAGAGGGUCAUUUGACCAUGGGUGCCAUAUAUGUGGCAGAAGGUUUAAAGAACCCUGGUUCCUCAAAAACCACAUGAAAUCACACGGCCCCAAGUCCGGGAGCAAAAACAAGCCAAAAAACGAUUUGGAGCCGAUAGCCACUAUUAAUGACGUUGUUCAGGAGGAAACCAUUGUGACUGGCUUGACUCUGUAUGAAAUUUGCACCAAGUGUGGAAACUUGUUUACAAAUAUGGAAAGCCUAAAAGCACAUAAUUCUGUACACUGCAGGUCUUCUAGAGCCCGUAGUGAACACAGAGCGGAGAGUCUAGUUGAUGGAGAUUUUGACCCAACUAUAGCGAAGCAGUUUUUCUUCCAAUACCUGAAAUUGCAGCCAUCUGCAGAGGUAGAUGGUUUUGCAGGGGGGCGGUCAGGAAAAAGAGUUGCUGAGCUGGAUCCGGUUAAUAGCUACCAGGCUUGGCACUUGGCUACCAAAGGAAAAGUCGCAGAGCCUUCCGAAUAUGUGAAGUAUUUGGGAUGGGAUGAAGUCCUGGCAGAUGCUGACGUCACUUAUGACAAGGAUAAAAGGGAAUAUAUUCUUGUCAGUCAGGAGAAGCGCAAACUAGAGCAUGACUCGCCCAGCUCUUCAGCCAAUCCGAAAAAGAAAAACUGUAGCAGUGGGCGUUCCGAGAAAAGCAACAGUUCGCAGUCAGGGGACAACUCUCUCCUAGGUCAAGACGACCUAGAGUAUAGACCUUCUUCACGUCAGAGCCGACGGGUAUCCCAGAACAAGUCCACCGAGUGUUUUGAGUGUGGCAAGAUCUUCCGCACUUACCACCAAAUGGUGCUUCAUUCCCGCGUGCACAGGAAGGAGCGCAGAAGCUGCACUGAAGGCAGGGCUGUAAUUCGGCAAGACCGGUAUGGAUCAAACAGCGAGGACGGAGACUCUGGUUCAGUAAGUGGUCCAAGCACACCCAGUUCAGCUUCUGCCCCGGAAGAUUCGGUCACCUCUGGCUUGGGGGAAGAGGGGCCCGAGGAUAGUUCGGAGGAAGGAGCAAACGAGCCAUCACCAUGUAAAAAACCAUACCUCUGCAGUUUAUCUGAAGAAAAUGCAUCGGUGGCAGCCCUACAGCUUAAGAACGGAAGAAACCACGCACGAGAAAACUAUCCCGGUGAAUCUAAACCAGAGUUGACAACUGGGCCGUCUAUCCCAGAAAACAAGAUCAAAGAACUCUUCCCAAAAUAUAUGGAUCACAACAUUUCCCCAGACCCAGGGAAAUCCAUGUUUCAGUACAGCCAAGAUCUACCUUGCUCCAGUAGAACUGUUGAUUUUACUUCCAGUAUGGGCCAACUGAGUUCUGAUAUGAGGUCAGAUUUGCAAGCCCCACUGGAAAUGCAGACUUUCUCUAAAGAGACCCCUCCAGAUAUGCAUGAACACUCUGUGCUCAGUAAAGAUCCAGAUGUGCAAGAGAAGAUUCCAUUAGAUCUAAGUGAGAAGUCAACUAGGGCUGACUCAUGUGAUACGAGUUUUACCUCAACCUUGCAGGCUGCUUUAAUUGUCCAUCCGUGCCCUUACUGUAGUCAUAAGACCUAUUACCCAGAAGUCCUGUGGAUGCAUAAAAGAAUUUGGCACAAGGUCAGUUGUAAUUCCGUGGCUCCUCCUUGGGUUCUGCAAAAUGGAUUCAAGAGUAUAAAAAACAACUUGGUUUUUCUGGCGAGAAGUGGUCGCACCGGUCCCCCUCCUGCUCUCGGUGGUAAAGAAUGCCAGCCUUUGCCCAUAGCCAGAUUUACACGUACUCAGGUACCAAGUGGGUUGUCAGGAUCCAAAAAUAAUUCUUCUGGACUUGGUGCAACUACUAAGCCGGCAACGAUGCCUAAAGAUGUCCCUUCCAUUGGUAACUGUGGCCCACGGUCAUCCAGCGUUGAUGGGUACAGGCAGUCAAAACUGAACCACACCCAUGAAAAGUAUAGCACAGUUGCCCAGCCAUCCCAGCUGAAAGGGAAAUACGAAGUGAAUUCCAAGUUGAUGCCAGCAGGAAGCUUUAACAGAAAUUCAACACCUCCCCAGACAAUUGUAUCUAGACCCAACCCACAGCCCUCCAACAGUAAGCAAGCAGAGAAAUACACGGUUCCCCAAGUAAGUGCUGGGUUUCCCCCUUUGAGCAAGCAUUGCACUUCAGACCCAGGGAAGGCCAAAUUUGUCUCCCCGCCUCCGUUCCACCCUCCAUGUAAGACUGAGCCAUACGUCGCUCAAGAAGAUCCACCAGUGCCUCAGCAGGAACCUGUCCCCAGAAGAGAGAACGAGAUGAGGGCCUUGGCCAAUUGCACAGCAGGCACCCGAGCCAGUCCCCUGAUGCAGCCUCAGCCCCAUACGGCAGGACCGCCUCCAGUGGUGCAUUCCAUCAAACAGGAGCCACCAUCAGAGGGGCACGAAAAGCGGCUGGACAUUUUAAACAUCUUUAAGACCUACAUUCCAAAGGACCUUGCUUCUCUCUACCAAACAUGGGGUGCCAAUAGCCCUGUAGUGGACCAUGCUGGGAUGCUUAGGACACAAACACGACAAGGAGACUAUGUCUGCGUGGAGUGUGGGAAGGGCUUUUCCCAACCCAGUCACCUCAGGACUCACAUGAGAUCUCACACAGGCGAGAGACCAUUCCAAUGCAGAUAUUGUCCAUACAGUGCCUCUCAGAAAGGAAACCUAAAAACACAUGUCCAGUGUGUGCACCGGGUACCCUUUGACAACAGCCAGUACCCCGACCGACGCUUCCAGCAGCCUCCAAAUCAUUAUUCCGUCAACCCUACGGAAGAACAGCUGGAAAAUCUUCUUGCAAACUAUCCAGUCCCCGGAGCGGCUGUGCUAUAGCGAGAGACCCGCGCUUUGCUCGAAGAGCGGCGCCGUCGAACUGUUAAUCAUUUUUAAAACAAAUGAAGAAGCUACACAAGAUAUAUACAAAUUGACGUACUAAUCAGUCCCCCUGGUUCCUUCUUUCCUUUAUAAUAAACAGUGGAGCUGGCGAGCACCCUGGCGGCACAAGGCAUCUAUAUUAAUCAAGAUAACUUUUUUAGACACUGGAAAAAUUAAACUUUAUAUGAUUUGGAGAGCAGCGCUGCAACCAAAUCCUCCCUUAUGGUUGUGAUGGCUUGUUUGAUAUGUAUGU